Xiphophorus hellerii (green swordtail) is the source of this 2168-nucleotide messenger RNA. It is a transcript of the gene rexo4, whose product is annotated as REX4 homolog, 3'-5' exonuclease. The transcript is spliced from 8 exons. Gene Ontology annotation, molecular function: nucleic acid binding; 3'-5' exonuclease activity. Gene Ontology annotation, biological process: DNA catabolic process; rRNA processing. Gene Ontology annotation, cellular component: nucleus. Lineage: Eukaryota; Metazoa; Chordata; Actinopteri; Cyprinodontiformes; Poeciliidae. Bases 169 to 1602 code for a protein of 477 amino acids. The record is from RefSeq and is a predicted model, not a curated record.
GAGAGCUACAAUGCAGCAUGGCUUCGGAAAUCCCACGGGUGAGCAAAAUUAUGAGCCUUUAAAGAGCGUAUUUGAAGACUUUCUCGUGUUGCUAUUCCGUUUACUGUAAAAUCACUUCCGUAAACUGUUCUCGAUCGGACGUCGCCAUCCGGUACGUUUUAAAUCGCAAUGUCCAAGGCGAAGGAGAAGAAAGCGCAUUCUGACGCUAAGAUCCAUAAACAUACAGCUAAAGAUAAGAGGAAGACGUUUUGGAUCAAACAGAACCUGAAGAAGAAGAAGAAGAAGCUUGAGAAGCAAGCAGCGCCGCAGAAGCAGCAGGAGAAACCUGGACCUCCACAGGAAGCCCAGCAGAUCUCUGCCAACUGGAAAUCAUUACAGCAGAUCCUGAAGAGCAGUCAGUCGGAGAAAAGGCCUCAGAAUGGCUUCACCACAAAGAAACACCAAGAAAAUGCUUUUCAGAGGAGCUCUGUGAACACUGCCGCUCCAAGAGAAAGGGACUCUGGGGAAAAAGAAAAGCAGAAAACGGUUCCUGUUGUCCCCAAAGAGGCUGGAGAGAAGCUGAAGCUCCCUGCAGCUUCAGACUCUCAGCAAUCUGCUGCUCCAAAAAGGAAAAAAGACAAAGAAAUACCAACUAGUGAGGAAGAGGGACCAAAGAAGAAGAAGAAGAAGAUCUCAUUGGUUGAGGAGAGGAAACCUACAGAGGACGACCUUUGGUUCGACGACGUCGACCCCGAUGUUAUCGAGGAAACGAUGGGAGCGGAGGCAGCAGAGAUCAUGAGGAGGAAGCAAGGCGUCCGCAGCAAGAGCAGAGAGCCAGAGACUUCCCUGGUGAAGGAGUCGGCCUUCAGCGGAAUAACCCAAACUGUUGCCAUCGACUGUGAGAUGGUGGGAGUCGGUCCUGAUGGCGAAGAGAGCAUCCUGGCCCGAGUGUCCCUCGUGAACAAGUUUGGGAAAUGCAUCUAUGACAAGUAUGUGAAACCCACAGAGAAGGUGACGGACUACAGGACAGCCGUCAGCGGCAUCCGACCGGAGGACAUCAAGGACGGAGAGGACGUUCAGACGGUGCAGAGGGAGGUCGCCGACAUCUUGAAGGGGAGAAUAGUGGUUGGACAUGCCAUCCACAACGACUUAAAGAUUUUGCUUCUGGAUCAUCCAAAGAAGUUCAUCAGAGACACACAGAAGUAUAAACCCUUCAGGCGGAUCGCCAAGCCGGCCGUCGCUCAAAGUCCUCUGCAGAGAAGUCCUGAACGUAAAAGUCCAGCAGGGCGAACACUCGUCUGUGCAGGACGCUCAGGCCACCAUGAGGCUUUACACACUGGUGAAGAAACAGUGGGAAGCCGAGAUCAGCAGCAGGAAGAGAAACAAAGAGUCCGAGGAGAAAAAGAAGAGGAAGCCGAGGUAGAGAGGAGGAUGGAGGAGGACGGAGGAGAGAGGAGGAGGACGGAGGAGAGAAGAGGACGGAGGAGGACGGAGGAGAGAGGAGGACGGAGGGGGACGGAGGAGAGAGGAGGAGGACGGAGGAGGAGAGAGGAGGACGGAGCGUCUCCGGAUCGGAGAGGACAGGACUCGGUCUGGACUCGUUUUCAGCUGCGGCCUUUGUAACAGAACCACUCUGUGCCUCGCAGGCAGAAACAAACAUUAUGGAUGGAAUAUGUUUAUUAAAAUGUGUUUAUAUGCAGGUGCAGCUUUUAUGUUCCACAGCAACAUCUGUACGUUGUCUCAUAUGACCUUUGACCUUGUCAGAUCAUUGCAGAUUAAAUCUGUUCUGCAGGUUUUGUUUAAUAAAAUGUCUCAGAUGUUUUUAAUCGUAUAAAAGCUUCCAGUUAUUCCACAGGAGUAAGAGAAGCGCUUUUCAGCAAGAUAUACAGUAGCUGCUUAUUUUAAGUAAAUGAUUUCUUUAAUAUUGAUGGAAAAGUUGCUGGUUCCAUUGGCAGAUAAAUUCACUAAUAAUAAGAUGUUUCCCAUGUAAAAGUGAAUUUAUCUGAAUUUAUCUGCCCGUGGAACUAGAACUAGAACAUUUUUGCAAAAAAAGUAAAUGUAGUUGAAUAAAUGUAAGUAGUUACUUCCCAACUCUGGUCUUAUUGCAGCUUUAAUCUGAAGACGUUUGAGCUGUAAGUUUAGGUUUUUAUGAUUUAAAUCAUAGAAAUGUAUUUGAUUAAACUGAAACA